This is a messenger RNA of Salvia hispanica, 1832 nucleotides long. Its product is annotated as inactive beta-amylase 9-like. Gene Ontology annotation, biological process: polysaccharide catabolic process. Gene Ontology annotation, molecular function: beta-amylase activity. NCBI's taxonomy places the organism in Eukaryota, Viridiplantae, Streptophyta, Magnoliopsida, Lamiales, Lamiaceae. The record is from RefSeq and is a predicted model, not a curated record.
CAUUUCAUUCAUUUUAUUUAUUUUUAUCUCAAAUUCUCGAUUCAAAAUCAAGCCCUUUUCCCCCAAUAAUCGCCGAUUCGAGUAGAGAAUUUGAGACGAUUUCCACCAGAAACUAAGUCGAUUUCCUCGAAGAUUUAAUUUUUUACCUGGAUUCUAUGCAAACAUGGAGAUUUCAGUGAUUCGAAGCUCCCAGGUGAAUUCGGGAAGAAGCUGUGACGCUGGGCUGUUUAGUUUUAGCAAGAAUUUGGGUGCUGAAAUCUGUAAUUUGAAGAACAAUAAAUCGAAGGCAUGUUGCUUCGUUCAGAAUCAAAGCUUGAAAUUGCAGUGGAAAUCUGCUGCGGGUUUCACUCUCAGAGCCUCUGCUGCUGCUCAAACUGCAGAUGCUGUCAAUUCUGAGAGAACUCCAAUAAUUUCAAGAACCAAGCUUGUUGAUGGGAUCAAGUUAUUUGUUGGUCUGCCUCUUGAUACAGUCUCCAAAUCUAAUAAGAUAAGCCGUGCACGAGCAAUUGCUGCAGGGCUGAAGGCUUUGAAAGUAUUGGGUGUGAAGGGUGUUGAGCUACCGGUUUGGUGGGGAGUAGCUGAGAAGGAAGCUAUGGGGAAAUAUGAAUGGACAAGCUAUCUUGCUGUUGUGGAAAUGGUCCAAAAAUUGGGCCUUGAGCUUCAUGUCUCUCUGUGUUUCCAUGCUUCAGAAGAAUGUAAGAUUCGCCUCCCAGAAUGGGUUUCUCGAAUUGGUGAAAGUGAUCCGGACAUCUACUUUGCCGAUAGGUCGGGACAACAGUGCAGAGAUUGUCUUUCAUUUGCCGUGGAUGAAGUUCCUGUUUUAGAUGGAAAAACUCCAGUCCAAGUGUACAGAGAUUUUUGUGAUAACUUCAAAGCUACCUUCUCGCCUUUGUUGGGUUCUACUAUCACGAGAGUAUCGAUCGGGCUCGGACCGGAUGGCGAGCUUCGAUAUCCAUCUCAUCACCCGCUUGACAAAAGCAACCGCGGAGCCGGAGAAUUCCAGUGUUAUGACAGAUACAUGCUUAAAAAUCUGAAGCAGCAUGCUGAGACGAAUGGAAGUCCUCUAUGGGGUCUUGGUGGUCCCCACGACACCCCCAGCAACGACCAAUCUCCACUCUCCGACGGCUUCUUUGCUGAAAACGGCGGAUCUUGGGAGACACCCUACGGCGAUUUCUUCCUCUCCUGGUAUUCGAGUCAGCUAUUAUCUCAUGGCGACCGUAUCUUGUCCCUCGCUGCUUCGACCUUCAAAGACGCCGGCAUUGCCGUGUCCGGUAAAGUUCCUCUCAUCCACUCUUGGCAUCGGACCCGUUCCCGCCCAGCUGAGCUCACAGCUGGGUUCUACAGCGCUGCCAACCGGGAUGGUUACGAUGGUGUUGCUAGAAUCUUCUCUAGAAAUGCCUGCAGCAUGAUUCUCCCCGGGAUGGACCUAACCGAUGAGAACCAGCCGGCUGAGAUCCUGUCUAGCCCACAGUCGCUACUCAAGGAGAUAACGGCUUCGUGCAGAGAGCAUGGGGUGACGGUGUCUGGCCAGAACUCGUUGCCCUCGGGCCUCUCCGGGGGCUUUGAUCAGAUCAAGAAGACGGUACUGGACGCGAACGCACUGGUGGACACGUUCACAUACCAGAGAAUGGGUGCUUCCUUCUUCUCACCGGAGCACUUUUCUCCGUUCGCACAGUUCGUCCGGCUCACCAGCCGGUCUGAAGUUCAGACAACGUAGGGUUCUGUUGUAGGUUUGUUUCGCCUGCAAACUGUAUAUAUAUAUAUAAUGUAGAUAGAGAUAGAGAUGAUGCAUUGAUAUUAUAAGAGGCAAAUUUAAAACUGUUUUGCAGUGA